GCAGCAGGAGCGCGCGCCGGCCUCCUUGCAUUGCUGCUGCUGCUGCUGUUGUGUCUGCAAAACCUUCCCAUUUCCACGUCUCUCGGUCAGAAAGCACAAUGGAUACAGCCAGCCACAGCCUGAUCCUGCUCCAGCAGCUCAACAUGCAACGGGAGUUUGGCUUCCUCUGCGACUGCACGGUUGCAAUUGGAGAUGUGUACUUCAAAGCCCACCGAGCUGUCUUGGCAGCCUUUUCAAACUAUUUUAAGAUGAUAUUUAUUCAUCAGACAAGUGAAUGCAUAAAGAUCCAGCCAACUGACAUCCAGCCCGAUAUAUUCAGCUACUUGCUCCACAUCAUGUACACCGGAAAGGGACCAAAACAGAUGGUCAAUCAAACCCGGCUGGAGGAAGGCAUCCGUUUCCUGCACGCUGACUACCUUUCCCGCAUGGCGAUCGAAAUGAACCAGAUGCUCUCUCCGGAGACUCUUUCCUCCUCAAACCUGUAUGGAAUCCAAAUCUCCACCACGCACAAGACGGUCAAGGAAAACCCCCAGGCGAAGGAAAGUUUAACCAGCCUCGGGAGUCGAACUGCUAGUCAGGGAGACCACCCCCAGCUUCAGCUGUCUCUGGCCAUUGGGCUCGACGACGGCUCUUUGGAGCAGCAGAUUUCUCAUCCUUCGGUCCAAACGACUGCAAAACCAACAGAGGAGCCUGCAAACCCACCUGUAACUAUAAAACAGGAGAAAGUCGACCCAGAGCCAAUUGUAUCUCAGAGUCAUGCAUCUUCCUCCCCGGAGGUCAGGAGCCCAGCUUUUUCUAAAGCCAACCUCAAAGUUCAUUUAUGUCAAUAUUGCGGGGAGCAUUUUGAAUCUCGAAGCAACUUGCGUGAGCAUUUGUUUACUCAUGUGUCCGGAUCUUUGCCAUUUGGGGUCCCGGCCUCGAUCCUGGAAAGCAAUGACCUUGGCCAGCUCCAGCCCCUUAACGAAAACCACGACGCUGUUGACAGUCACCGGCUCGGCUCUUUCCUUCGGAGAGAGAGUGAGCACCAAUUGGAACACCCAUCCCGUGGCAACCUUGAACCGCUGCCCAUUGGCCAGCUUUCCUUGGUAUCCAAAGACUCGGAGCCCAUGGAAUUGAACUGCAACUUUUCCUUUUCGCGGAAAAGGAAGAUAACCUGCACGGUCUGUGGCCACAAGUUUCUUCGAAAGAGCCAGCUGGUGGAGCACAUGUACCUGCACAAAGGGAAACACUUCAAACUGGGGAGAUGCCAGAGGCUGGCCCCGAAGUUUCAGCCAUAUAGCGACAAUUGGACGCAGAGUAUCCCCAAAAGUGCCUCCCACUCGCAAGCUCAUGCCGACUCCCAAAAUGCGUUGGAUCCUGACCUCGCUCAAGAGAACAUUGCCACCAUCCUUGUCGAAUAGCUCCGUCGUUGUCUGUCCUUUUAAUUAUAUGUGUUUUAAGCACACGGAUGGACAGCGUUCAUCUCUGUGUCCCUUUCGCUAGUGCCAAAAGUGUUCUUCUAAAAUAUGAACAGUUACUUGAAAGCCCCAUUCUCUGUUCAUUUCAUAGUGUUAUGGGAAUAGUUGUUUACCAUAGCCAUCCUGGGAAGAAACCAGUGGGGAGACCAUGUGGGAAAGGCAGUAUAAUAAUAAUACGGUAGAAUCCCGCUUAUCCAACCUUCGCUCAUCCAACAUUUUGUAUUAUCCAACGCAGUCUUCCCCCCGCCCAAAUCCACAGCUGUUUCAAUACAUUGCGAUGUUUUGAUGCUAAAUUUGUAAAUACAGUAAUUACUACAUAA
This is a messenger RNA of Anolis sagrei ordinatus, 1777 nucleotides long. NCBI's taxonomy places the organism in Eukaryota, Metazoa, Chordata, Lepidosauria, Squamata, Anolidae. The record is from RefSeq and is a predicted model, not a curated record.